GUCAAGAGUCCAGACCGUGCAAUUUUAUCAUAUCCACACAUACAUAGCCAACAAACCCAGCUAGAGCUAUGUCGUCCAUCACCGUCCAGCCACCUAAAUGUCUCCAGAAAACCUUCGUGGCUCCGCGGAGACACAUGUUUGGGCCCGGACCGUCCAAUGUUCCUCCCCGCAUCUUAGCGGCAGGCGCCGAGCCCAUCAUCGGUCACAUGCAUCCAGAAAUGCUCGAGAUCAUGAGUGACAUCAAGAGUGGGAUCCAAUAUGCCUUCCAGACUCAGAACAACAUGACAAUAGCAGUGAGUGGCACAGGACACACAGCCAUGGAGUGUGCCAUCUUCAACGCUGUGGAGCCAGGGGAAGGGGUUCUCACUGCGGUCAAUGGGAUCUGGGGAGAACGGGCAGCAGAGAUGGCAGAGAGGAUAGGUGCCAGAGUUAAUUCCAUUGUGACAACUGCAGGGGGGUAUUUCACCAGUGAAGAGAUUGAUCGGGCCCUGGCCAAACACAAGCCUGUGCUGUUCUUCCUAACCCACGGAGAAUCUUCCACAGGAGUAGUCCAUCCACUAGAUGGCAUUGGAGACAUAUGUCACAAGCACAACUGUCUGUUUCUCGUUGACUGUGUGGCUUCAAUGGGAGGUGCCCCACUUCACAUGGACAAACAAGGUAUCGACAUCCUGUACUCUGGCUCACAGAAGGUUCUAAAUGCGCCACCUGGGACCGCUCCCAUUUCCUUCAGUGAAAGAGCUUGUCAGAAAGUAUUCAAUCGGAAAACAAAGCCAGUGUCGUUCUUCCUGGACAUGACCUGGCUGGCAAACUACUGGGGUUGUGACGGCAAACCUGCUAGAAUAUACCACCACACUGCGCCUGUGUCUGCCUUCUACUCUCUCCGGGAGAGUCUGGCUAUCCUCGCUGAACAGGGUCUGGAGAACUCCUGGCGAAGACACAAGGAAGUAGCAGAAUACUUCCAUGAAGGCCUGGAGAACAUGGGCCUCAAACUGUUUGUGAAAGACAAGAACGCCAGGUUGCCCACGGUCACUACUAUAGUAGCACCCCCUGGAUAUGACUGGAAGGAGAUCACCAGCUACAUCAUGAAGAAUCACAACCUAGAGAUCUCUGGAGGACUGGGACCAUCCGUUGGCCAGGUGCUGCGUGUGGGACUGAUGGGGGGCAACAGCAGCAAGGCCAGUGUCGACAUGGUGCUGGAGGCCCUGAGAGAUGCUCUCAGAUACUGUCAUAAAAGCAAAGUAUAACAUGGCUCAAACGCUUUCAUAAUAGCAAGGUCAAAGUCUGGAUCAACAUUGUAAACAUUGUCUCAUUGUCUCUGGCAAGGUCAAACAUGGCUAAAACACUGCCAUAAGAACAAAUUAUAACAUGGCUGUCUGGAAGUCAGUUUAAAGUCAGCUUUGAUAUCAGGGAAGAACAAUUAAUGGAAUGGAAACUUCUAAUAUGUUGAAUAAAAUAAAUAAAUAAUUUUAAAAAACAA
Molecule: messenger RNA, 1477 nt
Organism: Oncorhynchus kisutch (coho salmon)
Lineage: Eukaryota; Metazoa; Chordata; Actinopteri; Salmoniformes; Salmonidae
Gene: agxta
Product: alanine--glyoxylate and serine--pyruvate aminotransferase a
Exons: 11
Coding region: 69-1244 (391 amino acids)
Cellular component (GO): peroxisome
Molecular function (GO): L-alanine:glyoxylate transaminase activity; L-serine:pyruvate transaminase activity
Source: RefSeq, a predicted model, not a curated record